Messenger RNA from Rotaria socialis, 801 nucleotides. The record is from the annotation of a GenBank genome assembly. NCBI's taxonomy places the organism in Eukaryota, Metazoa, Rotifera, Eurotatoria, Philodinida, Philodinidae.
AUGACACCACGCAAGUCUUCUUAUCCAUUCGUGGCUCAGGCUGAAACAUUACUUAUAUAUGGAAUAUUUUUAUUUCUAACUGGUUUAGCACAAAUCUGUGUAACGAUAAGUCAUCGAUAUAUUAUUGCAAGAAAUAAUCAUCAUAAUGAUAAUAUCAACAUUCUCAGCUUUCUUCCAGUUACAUUUACUUUAGUUGAUAUGCAUUUGUGGUAUAUUUAUCCAUCAGCCACACUAACCAUCAUCCCAUUUGUCGCUUGCGUGAUCUAUGCUUUAUUCAAACGGCAAUCUAUGGCUAUACUUAUUUGUAUAUCAUCAUUGAUUAGUUUCAUCUCAUCAUCAGUUUAUGUUGGUCUUCUUAUUGCACAUACACUCGAAUACUGGCAAACAUUAGCAUCAUAUCGUUAUAAAAAUACUCAAUCUACAACGCCACUAGCACGUUUACUUGUACCAUUUAAUGAACCGUCGACAUAUGCUAAUUUAGCGCUUUUAAUCACAUUUACACUAGCACUUGUUCAAGCACUUUUGUCUAUGAUUGGAGCAGUUAUUUCAUGUAUUUGGUCACCAUGUUGUAUGAGUUUAACGCCUAUUUAUGCACCAAUAUCUACCACUUCACAUUAUGCUCAAACAACACCACAUCGACAUGAGACUCCUCAAUCAUCAACCUUGCGAAGUGUUAAACGUCAACAGCAGCAGCAGCAGGAUACUCAUCGAUUCAUUACACACAAUGGACAUCAAGAUAUGAUGCUUAACGGUUGCCUACAUAAAAAUUCAACUAUGCGAAGUCAUUAUGAUCAUGUUUAA